Molecule: messenger RNA, 3318 nt
Organism: Suillus paluster
Lineage: Eukaryota; Fungi; Basidiomycota; Agaricomycetes; Boletales; Suillaceae
Product: Sds3-like-domain-containing protein
Exons: 4
Coding region: 131-3118 (995 amino acids)
Source: RefSeq, a predicted model, not a curated record
CGGGUCACGUGUGGAUGAGAUUGCGCACGGUCCAAUUAAACUUCCGUUUUUGGACGAUCAUCUUUGACUAGUGGUAGUCUUCACAUUUACCUGUGGUCGUUCUCGCUGUCAUUCUUGCUCGCUGUUGCCCAUGAUGACGGGCUCUCCAGCUUCACUUGAAUCCUUGAGCUCACCCUCUCCAUCGCCGCCGCCCCAAGAAGAUUCGGGCGCCGGCUUGGAUGCCGAGUCCGAGCUAUCAGAGCUUACAGACGACGAGCUCGUCCAGGAGUCUCAGUCGCCCAAAAAGAAGGCCAAGACAUUCGUUGACGGAGAUCCUGAAGAUGUCUCUCGUCGCCGGCAGCCCCGUCGCGGAGGAAGAAAAAAGCGUGGAGGCCUGGUCCCUGCCCCGAUGUGGGACUGGGCAUAUAAAUCGAAGAACUCCAACUCAAACUCAAAUUCGAAGAGCGAGGGAAGCGCCACACCUGGAGUUGAGGAAGAGGAAGAAGAGGAAAUGGCUGGCCCACCUCGAGCUAUGGAGGAGGAAGAGGAAGACGAGAACGAGGAUGACCAAAGGGACGACCUUGACGGCGACUGCCCCGACGGGGACGUCGAUGCUGACGAGCUUCUUGAAGAUGUUAGCGUCACUGUCAAUGGGCGUGCGCAAGAUUACGACGACGAGGACGGCGCCGCUGAGCCGCACAAUUCCACUUCUAAUUCGGCAGUGGACGAAGAAGCAGAGCCCUAUGCCUCUGACGAGGACGAGCCUGUAACAGCCAUUCCUCUGAAGCGCCGUGGCCUCAUUGCCAUACCAGACGGAUCACAUGAAGGAGAAGCCGAUGGCGAUGAGGAUGAGGAUCCUCCCGUCACCAAUGACCAUGACCACGAAAACGACACCGAGUCUGAGGACAAUGACGGGCCGCCAGAAGCGGGCGUGGACAUGGACAUGGACAAUGAGGCCGAGGCACCCUCAGCACUGGUCAAGGCGGUCACCAUGGUCCCAUUGAUUCCCAUCGAUAUCACAGCUCCACCGCCAGCGUCCGUCGCGCCCAUCGCAGCUGCCGCUGCCUCACACUCAAUUAUGGCAGGGUCAACAGUAAUUCACCCACCAUCUCCUACUCCGUCUGCAUCCUCUACGUCCGGGUCCCGCUCACCCUCCUCUUCGCGUUCUCCGUCGCCCAAACCCGAGAACGGAAAGCCGCAACGUAAGAGCAAACGAGGCAAGAAGGACAAGGAUGAAGACGGUGACGCCGCGACAUUAACAGCUCCAGGCGCUGAGUCCGCUCUGCAUGAAGCAGAAGGGGAUGAUGAACUAGACAUGGAAAUGGAGCUGGAUUUGCAGCCCGCCCACCGUGCCGAAGCACUGGAUGUGCUUGCGACUAUUGAGCUGAAGUUUGCACUAUUGCGGGAGAAGGUGUAUGUCGAGAAAAUGGAAGGGCUCGCUUGGGAGGAGGCAUUGGUUUCCGAGGCAAACCACCCAGAGCUCAUCCAUCUGCAAGCCGAACUGAACAAACGUCGCGACAAACGUCUUGCUCUUGCUUGCAAGAGACGUGUGUAUGAGGUUGUCUCCGCUAACAAGCGGCGGAGGAUGAACGAGGACGCGGUCUGGAGUUGGUGGAAGGUCGCACGAGAUGACCUGCAGACAGAGAUGAUUGCUGAAACUAACCGUAAGCGCCGCAAAUUGGAGCGCGAGCGCAGAGCUAUCGACAGACCCCAACCAUUGCGCCGCAUUCCCAACCCAAUCCCCGAUCCCCCUCCCGCGCCCACCAUUCGUCAAAUUGCACAGAUAUUGCCGCUCACAACUUCCCGACGACACAUGCUGGCGACCGCAUACCCCGAUUUGAACGCCCUGCCUCCGGUAGAUGCAGCUGCAGACCUCGAUUUCCUGCAUCAGCACCGUAUGAUGAAUGCGCGCAUGGUCAUAGGCCCCAUGUAUGGUGCAUCUUCUAUGGAUGCUUUAGCGUUCCAUGGUGGCCCAGACGUGCGCAUGCCACCCCCACCCCCGCCACCCGUAUUUCAACCACCCAACCAGGGGUACCCGUUGGGCGCCCCGGGACGCCUACAGCGGUUGCCUUCGGGUCCUGCCCCAGUACAGUAUGAUGGCCUCCCUCCUCCCGCAUACGGCCCGGGAAUGCCGCCACCGCCUCCCCCGCACACAGAACAACAAUUCGUGAAUACAGCACUACAGGAUACAACGCGGUUUGGCAUCCCAAAGCCCGCGGGUGGGAUGGAUUGGAACGCGGGAGCGGAAGGGCGACGCCGUGAGGAAGAACUGGAGCGUGAGCACCACCAUCGGCACCCGCACCACGCGCAUGUCCCGCCACAUCACCAUGUUGGUGGUCACCACCAUCACCGUCAUCACCAUCACGUUGUGCAUCACCACCAUCCGCCUGAGCCGCAGCCUCAACCGCAGCCAGAGAUGAUUAACCUUAAGCAACAGCACUGGAAUAAACAUGGGAGCCGACCAUCAUCGACGCACCCACCGUAUGAAGAGCGUGACCGACCUGUUGCGACGCCAUUUGCGUUGGCGCCGUCGCAUAAUAGCAUUGCAGGCUCAACCUCGGGUCCCGGAUUGCCCAGCGGGCCUGCGCCGUCGCCAAGGCAUGGCUGGAUGCAUCAGGAUGACCGGGAGCGCCCACCCCCAUCACAACCUCCACCAGACCGCUACCACUCUCCUGGACCUCAUCGAUACGCAGGACCUUCGUCAAGUCAUCCGCCACAUCCACAAUCUGCCCUAUCCCGUCAAAACUCAUCGGGAGUUUCCCCACCUCGUGCCCGACCCCUCCCUCCAAGUCCAUCAUCAAUACCGCACCCUGGAUUGCGGUCGCCGUCACGCUUUGAACCUCAUUCGUCUACGGCCAGUAGCCCAGUGAUGAAGCCCCGGCGACCACUUUCUCCACCUCCAAUGUCUGUGUCAAAGCUGGGUAUGCCGCCUAUUGGCCCAGCAUCCGGGUUCUCCCCUCGCCUUGCGGGUCCAGGAGCACCCCCUAGAGAGAUGGAGGGCGGCAUAAAUGGUGUCGCGUCGUUAUUCGGUGGGGGAAGCAGAACGGCAUCCCCUCUCAUUUCGUACUCAGCCACUCAAGGCCCACCACGACCUGCCCCGUCAAAGGUGAAUGCUAUGCAAAUGGUAGAUGGUCCCUGAUUUUAUACGUAUACACUUCCUCUUUCACCUUGUUUACUACUUACAGCUAUUUCAUCUUGGGCACUGUAUAUACUGCAUUUUCGUCAUUUUUUCACAGUAAUUAUGCCACGGGAACCUGGAACUUUGUACGUUCUUGAAUACAUAUUACAAAGGCCAGGAUGGGUUUCGUGAUACAUGUAUAUAUGGAUCUUUCACAGCCU